AUGGCAACUGGCGAAGAUACAACUCUGUUGCACAAUAGCAGGGUGAAGAAGCAAGCUGGCCCCACCGUCAGCCGCGGUAAAAAGAAGGCCGUGGUGGUGACUUCGCUUAUAGUUAUUGCCGUGCUUACUUUAUUCAUCCACUGGAUUGAUCAAAGUGCGUAUGGACCUGGCAAAUCACACCGCAGCAGUAGCAAUAAAAAGAAUUUGAUUUUCUUCGUUACCGAUGGGAUGGGCCCCGCGUCUUUGUCGCUGACUCGGUCGUUCAGACAGUACGUAGAUGGACUGCCCAUCAACGACACGUUACAGCUGGACAGACACCUGAUCGGGUCGUCGCGUACAAGAUCCUCAGACUCACUAGUGACGGAUUCUGCCGCUGGUGCCACCGCGUUUUCGUGUGGUUUAAAGAGCUACAACGGUGCGAUCGGCGUUGACCAGUUUAAGUCACCAUGCGGGACCAUAUUGGAGGCAGCGAAGCUGGAGGGGUUAUUGACAGGUCUAGUCGUGACGACGAGGAUAACGGACGCGACACCGGCCUCAUUCAGUGCACACGCAGACUACAGAAUACAGGAAGAUUUGAUUGCGUUGCAUCAGAUCGGAGAAUAUCCUCUCGGUCCUGUUGUCGACUUGAUAAUUGGUGGAGGUAGGACGCACUUUUAUCCGAAGAGCGAUCCCGGGUUCGGUUCGAGAACCGAUGGGAGGAACUUGAUCAAGGAGGUGCAAAAAAGGGGCUGGCAGUACGUGUCGGACCGCGCAGAGUUCGAUGCACUUCAACUGGGGAAGAACGUAUCCUUGCCCCUGUUGGCAUUGCUUGCCGAUAACGAUAUUCCAUUUGAUUUAGACAGAGAUGAAAAAGUGUAUCCAUCUCUAGAGGAACAAACGAUGACCGCGUUGACUGCGCUGAGUGAAGCGACGAGAGAUUCCGACAAGGGGUUCUUCCUUCUCGUGGAAGGGUCUAGAAUCGACCAUGCGGGCCACCAAAACGACCCAUCCGCACAAGUGAGAGAGGUGCUAGCGUUCGAUAAGGCUUUCGCCGCAGCAAUGGAGUUUGCGGAUAACUCUGACGUCGAGACAAUUUUGAUCUCCACGUCUGACCACGAGACCGGUGGACUGGUCACUGCGAGACAGGUGACGAAGGAGUACCCUGAUUACCUUUGGAAACCAGAAGUGCUGGGCAACUCCUCGUACUCAGGGGAGUACGCCAAGAGGAAGAUCCUAAACUAUCAUGCUGACGACAAGCUUGAUUUUGUGCGGCACGAAGUGCUGGAACGUGACCUUGGUAUCACUGACUACACGGAGGAGGAUGUCGCGGAGCUUGCCAGCUUGAAGGACUCUGAGGCGAUCCAGUACAAAAUCAACGACAUGAUUUCGUUCCGGGCUCAAAUUGGGUGGACUACACACGGGCACAGCGCGGUUGACGUCAACAUCUACGCGUACGCGAACGAGAAGAACGCGUGGUACGACAUCCUGGAUCAUUUGCAAGGGAACCACGAGAAUACCGAGAUAGGGCAGUACAUGGCGAAAUACUUGGGUUUGGAUCUAGGGAGCGUCACGGAGAAGGUUAACAAGACGAAGCACUCGCCAGAUAUGGCCGUCAAAGAAUUGGGCACAUCUGAAGUUUACGAUGAGAAUUACCACAAGUUGAUCGAUCUCCAGGGAUUAUGA
This is a messenger RNA of Huiozyma naganishii CBS 8797, 1662 nucleotides long. It is a transcript of the gene PHO8, whose product is annotated as alkaline phosphatase PHO8. Gene Ontology annotation, molecular function: alkaline phosphatase activity. Gene Ontology annotation, cellular component: fungal-type vacuole membrane. Gene Ontology annotation, biological process: dephosphorylation. The record is from RefSeq and is a predicted model, not a curated record. Bases 1 to 1662 code for a protein of 553 amino acids. Lineage: Eukaryota; Fungi; Ascomycota; Saccharomycetes; Saccharomycetales; Saccharomycetaceae. The transcript has a single exon.